Portunus trituberculatus (swimming crab) is the source of this 3381-nucleotide messenger RNA. Its product is annotated as LIM/homeobox protein Lhx9-like. The transcript has 6 exons. Gene Ontology annotation, cellular component: nucleus. Bases 1918 to 2733 code for a protein of 271 amino acids. Gene Ontology annotation, biological process: neuron differentiation; regulation of transcription by RNA polymerase II. The record is from RefSeq and is a predicted model, not a curated record. Gene Ontology annotation, molecular function: RNA polymerase II transcription regulatory region sequence-specific DNA binding; DNA-binding transcription factor activity, RNA polymerase II-specific. Lineage: Eukaryota; Metazoa; Arthropoda; Malacostraca; Decapoda; Portunidae.
GGCAGGCAGGCAGGCGGAGGGAGGCGCCGCGGCCGCCGGUGGCUGGCAGGCAGGCUGGCCAGUCGCUCCUCGUUACCGUGUGCUUGUUUUCCGGUAAUGGACGGGCUGUUCCCACAAUCCCUACAUUUAUCAGUAAGUGCAGGGCGAGGGACAGAUAAAAUAAUUAGAUACUGAACGGAGAGACGCGGAGUUCAUAUAUCACUCUGGCCCGGAAGGCGCGGGCCAGAGGGCGGGACCAGCCGCGCGCCGCCACCCCGCCGGCCAACCAGACAGUGGGGCGGUGGCUCCAGCCUGGCCGGCCCCGCCCCCACAGAGUGGCCGGCCCAGUGCCUCCGCCGGUAUUACAAAUACUGAAUGAGAUGUGCCAAAGUGAACUCGGCCCGAUGCGAUCCCUUACCGGCGGCAGAUAAUCGAAAAGCGGGACGCGCAGUGCGAAUCUGCCUUAUCGCGCCGGAGAUCUGUGCGGAGCCAGCCCUGGCAGGACCCGGCGGCCGGACGGGCGCGGCGUGUGGUCGAGUGCACCUGCAGGCAGCGGAAGGGUCACCUGCUCACCGGCGCCUCCCUCGCCCCGCACAGGUCACGAGGAGGCGGAGACACACCUACUAACACACACCUGCCAGCACACACCAGCAGGAAGGACCCAACCCACACCACAGCCCACCACCUGACGCGCCAACACCACCACUACUACACCACUUCACCACCUCGACGCUAAUCACCAAGAGAGGAGGACAAACCAAGCUUCCCACGAGAACAACAACAACAACAACUACAAACAACACCAACAAUAACAACAACAAUAUCUCGAAAGGUUACUAAUCGUGCAAUAAAGUUCAAAAAGAUACUAAUAAUAACAGUGAAACGAUCCCAAAGUACAUCUAGUCUCCAGGCAAGAAUAGACACACAAAGUACAAACGAGAUAGUGUUCACCAUCAGCCAACGGAGGUUAAAGGAAAGAUGAAGGCCUCUAGUGUUCCUUGAAGUCUCUGAAGCGUCCACCAGUCAAUUGAGGAAAUAAAAAAAGAAGGAAGGUUACCAAAAUAUCUACAAGUUUCAAAGAAGGUACAAGAAGAAAAGGAGAAGAAGAAGAAGAAGAAGAAGAAGAAGAAAGAUUACAAAAUAUCUACUAGGUUUAAAGAAGGUAGAAGAAAGAGAAUAAGAAAAGAAAGAAAAGAAGAAGAGAGAGAAAGAAGAGAGAGAUUACACUAGUUUCAAAGAAGGAGAAGAAGGAGAGAAGAAGAGAGAGAUUACAAAAUAUCUUCUACUAGGUUCAAAGAAGAAGGAGAGAAGGAGAAAAGAAGAGAGGGAAACAAAAGACAGUCCCUCCUUAACAGAUCUUCAAUAAAAGGAGAGACCCUAAAUAUUACCCUGAGGAACACCAAAAAAUAAAAAGAGCCAAGAAUUUAGAAGCCAGAUACAUCUAAAAAACAAAACAAAGCAAAAAAUACAGAGGAGAGGCCCUAAGAAUUACCCUGAGGAACACCAGGACCUAAGAAGUCAAGAGUUGAGGAAGAAAACACCAUAAAAAGGAACCAGAAACCUUAGAAAAACAGCAAAGGCUCUAAGAAUCACCUUGAGGAACAUCAAAAACUAAGAAGCUGAGAAUUGAGGAACCAAAGACCUUAAAAAACAGUAAAGGUCCCAAAAAUCAGCCUGAGGAACACCAGAACCUAAGGGAGACGAGAUUUGAGAAGCCAGAGACCCUUGAAAAACAGGAUAGGCCCUCAAAUUUACCCUGAGGAACACCAAAAGCUAAGGAGACGAGAGUUGAGUAGCCAGAGACCUUAGAAAAAUCAGUAAGGGUCUCAAAAGUCACCCUGAGGAACACCACAACUUAAGGAGCCGAGUCCCAGAAGUCAGCCUAAGGAACACCACAACCUAGGGAGCCGAGAGUUUACAAGCCAGAGAGGGCCUAAGAUGCUGGACAGACAGGAGGAGGCGCACGGUCAGGAGGAGGCGGUGUGUGUUGGGUGUGGCGUCAGGAUUACAGAGCGGUGGUUCUCCAAGACGCAGGAAGGCAUGUGGCACAGUGCUUGUCUCAGGUGCUCCGAGUGCCACCAGCCCCUCGAGGAGAAAUGCUUCGCUAAACACGGUCACCUUUACUGCAGGGAGGACUACUUCAGAAUGUUUGGAUGCGGGCGGUGUGGGCGUUGUAAUCUGGACAUCGCGCCCCAGGAACUAGUGAUGCGCGCCCGCCACCACGUGUUCCACCUGCAUUGCUUCACUUGCGCCUCCUGUCACCAGCAACUACACAAAGGUGAUCAUUUUGGGAUGCGAGAGGGAGCCGUGUACUGCCGUGUCCAUUAUGAGUUAAUACUACAAUCCGAGGCUGAAAUGGAGGCGGUGGGAGUGUCCUCUGGUAUAUCUUUCCCGCCUCUCUCUCCAGCCACGCCCCGUCUUGCUUUCUAUAACGGUGUCGGGGCGGCGCAGAAAGGAAGGCCGAGGAAAAGGAAACCCAAUGAGGAUAUGCCACCUCUUACCCCUCUUACGCCGGGCAUGGAACUGGUGCCGGGGGGAGACAUAUCAAUGGAGGCUUACAGGUACGACCCUCAGCCGCCAGGACAGACCAGAACCAAGCGCAUGAGAACCUCCUUUAAGCACCACCAGCUGAGAACCAUGAAGUCCUAUUUUAACCUGAACCAGAACCCGGACGCCAAGGACCUCAAACAGCUGGCCCAGAAGACAGGCUUAUCCAAGAGAGUCCUACAGGCCAUGAAGCUCUCUAAGACUUGAGCCACUGACACUCUGGAAGGGGAGGGGCAUUGUCUCCACCAUGCAGGAAGGGCCGCCACCUCCACCUCCCUCAUCCCCACACCACCUCCUCCUCCACCUCCUCCUCCACCACCGCCAUCCCACUACCUUUCUCCGGCAGGUAUGGUUCCAAAACGCGAGGGCCAAGUGGCGGAGGAACCUUUUGAAGCAGGAGCAGGAGAGGCACGUUGGCGAUAAGAUGAAGGACCAGAGCAGCCUGCUGACGGACCUGCGACCUGUGGAUUCCCUCGGUCCAGGACUCACGGACCUCUACGCCAUGUCCUCGGGGGAUGAAGGAAGUCAGUCCCUCCAGUUUACGGAUAUGUGCCAGUAAAAAGGACGCGGGUGGAGUGUAGGAUGCUAUACGAUGAAGGAUGUUUAGUCUUUGGAUGCCGUCACUUCGUAGGACUCUGUGGCAGUCUGUAUCAAGAGUCCUACUGCUAUCCUACACCGACUCCUUCCCGUCUUGCCAGGAUGUGAGCAGCGGGAGUAAAGAUAGGAAUUGUAUGGCCAGGGGCGCCGAGGGGAGUCCUUCGCUGAGAGGUGAGGUGAAGGAGUUUUAGGCACACACACACACACACACACACACACACACACACACACACACACACACACACACACACACACACG